Molecule: messenger RNA, 231 nt
Organism: Desarmillaria tabescens
Lineage: Eukaryota; Fungi; Basidiomycota; Agaricomycetes; Agaricales; Physalacriaceae
Exons: 3
Coding region: 1-231 (76 amino acids)
Source: RefSeq, a predicted model, not a curated record
AUGCAGUUCAAAUCCCUCCUCACGGUAAUCCUCGCUUUGACGGUUGCUGUGCUCGCUGUACCAUACGAUGAUGGGACUGGUGGGACUAAUCCUCGGCCUACGGGAAGCGUGGAGCUCGAGGCUCGAGCGUCAAAUAUGGGAUAUCCCCUUAGAGUUGCUAUUUGGUCUAGUACAGAUAUCAACCUGUUCGAUAUGCUGCAGCCGCAUAAUACAGAAUAUCCUUGUUGUUGA